AUGUCAGAGCGGUGGCGGCGCCGGCGCGCUCGCUGCGUCCGCCGCGGCGCUCCACCGCGCUCGGCGCUCGCCAGUGAUCAGUCGCCCGCGGCGCGCACCAGUCCCGCGCCUACCGACUAUGAGCGCCGGCGAGGAGCCCAGCCCGCGCCGCUGGCCCGUGGGCAUCCUGCGGCGCAGCGGCGCGCGCGCGGCCCGCCACGUGCUCCACGUCAAGUACCGCUCCGUCCCGACCUCGCCAACACCACCACCCUCCAUCGUGCUGCCGCUAGACAUCGACGACACGGUCUCCUGUUUUUGCAGGUGCGGAAGCUAAAAACCGAUACGUUAUCAAUGCUAUCGAUCGAAUCGCAGCCAGAUCUGAGUUGUCUCUGA
Danaus chrysippus (African queen) is the source of this 372-nucleotide messenger RNA. NCBI's taxonomy places the organism in Eukaryota, Metazoa, Arthropoda, Insecta, Lepidoptera, Nymphalidae. The record is from the annotation of a GenBank genome assembly.